Messenger RNA from Aspergillus luchuensis, 2379 nucleotides. RefSeq lists its product as uncharacterized. Bases 1 to 2379 code for a protein of 792 amino acids. The transcript is spliced from 4 exons. NCBI's taxonomy places the organism in Eukaryota, Fungi, Ascomycota, Eurotiomycetes, Eurotiales, Aspergillaceae. The record is from RefSeq and is a predicted model, not a curated record.
AUGCGUACUCGUUCACAGCAAGCUUCGCCCGGUGGCUUCGUGUCACUCGAGGAAAAUGCCCCACGUCGAACCAGGUCUGCGAGGAAUGCUGCGCACCAGGAACCUGCAACGUCAGAGCAACCCCCGACCCGUGCAAAGUCUCAGCGCGCACCUAAGAAGACGAAUACCACUACCACCAAGAAGCCCACAACCAAGACUCAGACACGGAAAACUACUACAACGAAGCGCACGACGCGCCAGUCGACACGUAAAACCGACAAGCCCGUUUCAGACGAGGAUACGCAGCCCACCCAUACAGAGGAAGAUCACGCCACAGAUACUACGGCUGCAGAGAUGACUACCCCUGGGGAGGACCCGAAAGUUGUCGACCCAACACCCUCAGUAUCUGAAAACGAAAACCCUGAUCUGACCCGGAAGCGUGCCCGGGCAGAUUCAAGCGACGAAGAGACCCAAGGCCCGCAGACGCCUGCCGCAAACAAGCGGCGUAACCUUGGCCCCCCCGGCAGCACGCCGUAUCGACCCGCAACCCGGCCGCGCUCACUAACUGCGAACAUUACUCCGUAUUCUGAGAGACUACGGAGACGGCAAGCUGAAAAAGAUGGCCGUAUUCACUCCACUUCGCUUCGCGUAUCUCAAUUGCUGGCCCAACAGGAAGCUGACCGGCGCCGCCAGGCAGCAGAGUCUUCUGCGCCCCCAUGCUCUGAGCUGCCGCGUACCACCUUUGAUUUCUCACUUGAUAACGCUCACGAAACCAGUCAUGAUCAAGAGCAGGCGCAAAGCUUACAGCAACAGUCUUCUACGCCCGAGCCGCCGGCCACUCCGGAGCGCCAGAGUGGUUGGAACCUCCGUGGUCUGCUCAACUCCGUACCUCGCACCUUCACAAGAAUCCUACCCUCUUUCAGGAGGACCCCCGAACCUACUCAAGUGCAAGCGUCUCCCCAACCAUCUUCCGAGCGUAUUGAUCGGACGCAACCCUCUCAGGCAUCCUCUAGUGUUUCUCAGAGCCAAGCACAGAGUAGCCGCAGAUCCAGCGAGGAGCCACCUCAAAAGCGCCGUCGCAAGUCUUGGUCUCUCUUUGCACAACCCUUUGAUAGAUCCCUCUACCUUGGGGACAUCCCUAAGAAGGACUCAGCAGCUCCGUCUUCUGCUCCAUUACUGUCUCGCCCCGCUCCCAAGCCAUCAACAGAAGAAACAACACUGCAAGGAUCAGCCACGCCAGACGCGCAGAAAGAUGUAGGCGUGGAAGGCCAAGAUUCUUGGGGGCGCGAGGCAGAAGAACAGAAGCAAAAGAAGCGGAAGCGCUCCCCGUCGCCUGACGUGAUUCCCAACCCUCCAGGAUGCAGUUAUGGGCUGGACUUAGAUUACUUCUGCUAUAGCUCUGAAAGCGAGGAUGAGCAAGAAAUUCCGCUGCCACGAACUGAGCCAAACAAAUCUGGUCGUUUAGCUAAGACAGCUGUCCGCGGCGCCUUGCGCUCAGAGCGGCAUUCGUCGAAGAAAGUCCGCUUCGAUGCGAGUCCAGAAGAUACACCAUCCAAACUCCGACUGCGUGCUCGUGCAACCGACCCAUACCGUGGAAGGCACUUCAUUGGAAUGGGUAACGAUUCUGAGAAUGCUACCCCAGAGUCUCCCACCCCCGCUCCUCAUGCCGCUGAUGAGUCUUCAAGCCGCCGUCCUGGAUUCGUCCCAAACGUCCAGGGAACUUUCCAGUUAGAUUACGACGCCUUCUUAGACGAUUCCGAAUCCAGCGGGGCCUCUGCAUCAGCAAAUGUCUCUGCCUCCGCACCUACCCCUGCACCUAGCUCACCUACCGCCACUCGGGCUAGUAUCUCGGAAAGUGUGCCACCUACAGAGUCCCGUCAGACUCCACGUCAAGCGGCUCCAGCCCCGUCAACUCCUGCGAAGAUUGACGAAGAGGCUCUCGCCAGAGCUCGCUCACAGGCUGAGAAAUACAAGCCUAAAACCCCUAGUGGCCUUCGUACUGCAAGCAGAUACUCGAGUCCUAUGACUGCUACCCCCGACGCAAUCCCUGCAACUGCCAUCGCACCCGCAGUCACACCAACACCACUCACGUCCGAAACGGCACUCGCACCUGCGCCUGAGCCCGAGCAGCAGACUAUUGAAGAUUUUGGAGACGAUGAAUUUGCCCGUGAGGCUCAGUGGCUCUAUGAGAAUUGCCCAUCUGGAGACCUCAACGACCUUGUGUGGCCUCAGCCUGUAACAUAUGAAGAGCAAGGUUUCAGUCCCGAGGUGAUCGAUCUUGUCAAUGAGAUUUGGGAUCCCUCAACUGUCGACUAUGCUUAUACCAACAUCUGGAAGCCUGGCCUUGACGCGUUCAGGCGCGAAUUAGAAUCCGGCGCAUCCGAAGCUGCACAAGCGUGA